AUGUUUUCACAAGGUAACUUUGAGGAUGCGGACAAAGCGAGUGAUUACACCGAUCAACAGUUUGAUUUGCGUCACACCAUACCAGGAGAGCCCGGCGUGGACUAUCCCAUACUGAGCGAGGUGCCCAAGACGAGCUUCGUCUGCAAGGGCCGUCAUGAAGGUUACUAUGCGGAUGUGGAAAGUCGCUGUCAAGCGUUUCGCAUUUGCGCUCACACGGCACGCAGUGCCCAGGGUUUUGGGUUUCUGUGUCCCAAUGGCACCAUUUUUAGCCAGCAGAAUUUUGUGUGCGAUUGGUAUCGCAAUGUGGACUGCGAUCAAUCGGAGCGCUACUAUGACAUGAAUCGUGACAAUAGCGUUGGAAGCACGCAGCAAAUGAUGGAGCGGGUACGUCAAAUGAUGGAGUAUCCCACCCAGACCGUAACGAAGGCGCUGCAGGAGCAGGAUCAGCACAUUACCCAUCAUACGCUCAGCAAGGAUCUGAGCAGUGCUAGUGGCGUCUUGACCCAGUCCACUGACGUCAGCGCCGAAGAUCAUAUACUGCGUGGUGAGGACAUCAAGAGCGAAGCUCUGCCGGCACCAGCAGCAACUGAAGAAGCAACACCUGCAGAUGGCGACGACAUCUAUGUGAAUAGUCUGGGUGAGCUUUCGUCCGAUCCGGGCAUUCAGUUCGAUCACACAAAUGCGCACAUCAUUGCCGAAUAUCCACGUGAGUAUCACUACAUGAAGCAGAAGAACUUUGCGGAGCGUGUCAAUACCGGCUUGGAGCUGCCUAGCGACACCUCAGCUGCAUCCAAUGAGCAAAUGGCCCCCGACUACAUCAAGCAGAUACGCAACACCAACGAUGAAGCCACACAGCUGGAUUUGGUGUCCAACAUUAACAAUCUGCUGGAGGAUGUAGUCACCGAUUUGGAUCCCAGUAUCUCCGGCUAUCAAUUAAUGACUCCGCACAAGGUGAAGCAGCCAUUUCGAUUUCUAAGUCGAGGUUUUUCCAUGCAAGCGAAAACUGAUGAUGAUAAGGACGGGAGCUCAUCCUAUUUAUACAAUAAACCCAAGCAAACACCGGGCACAGUCAGAUUUACGCCCAAUGAGAUACCCAUUGAUGCUCACAAAGAACACAAGCAUAAUUUCAACAAUAAUGAUAAAACCACAAGUACCACCACAACCACUGAAAUCCCCACAACUGACGAGAUCGAAGGUUUGCUAAUAGCACCUGACCUGCCGCCAGAGUUUGAAGAAGACACCACUAGUUCCACAAUUGACACCACAACUGAGGAAGCUCCAGUUGCUCCUAGCUACAUCAGUGAGCUCCCACUUAUAGAAUCCAUAGGCCAAGCAGCUGCACUGACCGCCAGCAUAACGUUGGGCGAGAAUCUACAGCAGCUGCAGAAUGAGCCACAAAGUGCCGCCGAGGCUGAUAAGACGGAUGUGGAUGUGCAGGCGGAGAAACUGCUGCUUGCGGGCGUCAAACAGACCUCACACGACGAGGAGUCAGCAUUGCGUAUCAAUCAACAAACGCAGCAGAAGCCAGAAAGCACCACUAGCAGCACCACAGCUACACCAAUAACCACACCAGCCAUGCUCACCUCCACAGAAACCGUGACGGAGAUUAGCAGCACUCAGGAGCGCAUUCGCAGCUAUCGACGAUUUGCACAAAAGCGAGUUGUUGGCCCGGGUGGUGCAUUACGGCGACAAGUGAAUACUCCACGCAGCACAACGCCCACCACAAGUAAAAGCACCACACAACGCUCAACAGCUGCUACGCGCAGCUACUUAGAACGACUGGCUGCAAGUCGAUUGCGUCUAUCGCGUCUAUCACUUGCUACUAAGCCAACAACAAAAGCAACAACAUCAGCAACCACACCUAUCCCGACCACAACAACAACCCCUACGGGCUCGCCCUUGUCCUUUGUAGGCUCUAGCGGCGAUCAGGGUCCCAAUAAGAAGAUUUCCGUGCGCGAUAUUGAUAAGGAAACGGCUCAGUCGCAGCCAAGCUGGGACAGUGUUCAGAGCAAUUUGCAGCGCUUUCAAGUGCAGCGAGGCAAUCGUGUCUACACUCCAGCCACACGCUCCACAAGCAGUAGCAGCAGCAGAAACACAGCCAGACCAACCACCAGCAGACCCACUAUUACGACAUCCGUUCAACGUAGCCGCAGUCGUCAUUCCAAUUACCGAACUCAACCACAGCAGCAGCGAACACGAGCCACAACCACGCCACGUAGCACCACAACAACACAACGCACCACUGCCGCCGCUGCAUUGUCUACACUAUCACAGCAAAUCUCUGCUUUAGCCAGCGGCUAUAGUUAUACUCCGCCACUUAACCCACUUAAUAUACACAUUCAAACACACAACCACAAUAAUGCACCCACAACCGCUGAAACACAUACUGCAAGCGCCUCACCACAACAGCAACAACAGCAAAUACAGCUGUCACAAACCACUUCAAGUCUAAAUCCUUCCUCUGCUUUCCUGCCAUUUGAUAAGUUAACGCGUGCUAUUGUUGAUGACUCCAUUUUACAGAACUUUAAGAGCAGCCACGCCCACAGAACAACAAAUGCUAAUGGCUACAGCAGAAAUUCCCAGCAACCACAACGCUCCACGAAGCCAACAACAAGCAACAGCUAUCACUAUCCUAAGCCAGCAGUAACAGCAGCACCAGCUCUUGCCAGUCUGAGCAUACCACAACGUCCUCAGCAACAGCAGCAGCAACCACAACGCCCUCAACAGCAACAGUUGCCCUCUAUAGAGCUUUCCAAUAUACCAGGCAUUGUAAUUGCUCGUGCAGAGGGACAACGUAUUGCGCCAAAUUCAGCCAGCAGCAUCAUCUCAUCUUUGAUCAAUAAGCCACAAACGAAGAGCACUCAAGCCAACUCCUAUGUGGCGCUUGACGAUUUUCUCAAUAAUAAAUUUGGACAGGCAACCACAGAAAAAGAGAAUGUUGCAAGUCCAGUGACAUUGCAGCAACAGCGGCAGGAACAGUCCGUUCAACAACAUCCACAUCAGAUAGUCCAACAGCAUCAGGAACAACAGGCACAACCUGUGCCUCAGAAGCAACAGCAUCAGAUAUUGCAACAACAGCAACAUUCGCAACAUCAGCAACAUCAUCAACAGCAGCAGCAACAUCAGCAACAUCAUCAACAGCAGCAGCAACAGCAUCAUCAGCCAAAUAAACAGCAACAGCAGCAGCUGACACAGCAAGAGUUGCAACGUCCUUCCAUACAAUCCAUUCAACAGCCCUAUCUAACGGCCAACAUUUUUGUGCCCUAUCAGCAGCAACAGCAACAUUUGCCGCUUUUUCCACCACUGGCUGGAGCAUCAUUAGCAGCAACGACACAUGUUACAGCUGGGCGUGGCCAGCAGGUGGAUCAUUUAAAUGUGCCAUUGCCGGCACUACCUAAUGGUUUGAUACCAGCGCCCACAUUGCAGGUGGCGCAAAAGCGCAGCGAUGUCAACAGCAACCAGCUGAAAUUGACCAGCAGUAAGAAGGAUCAGGGCCAGGAGGUUGCCUUCUAUGCGGGCCGCACAUCCUACGAGGUGCCGCAAAGCAGCGUUGGUCGUCUGCCCAAUGAUAUAACGCAUCUGAGACGAAUACGCCAGCAACGCUAUUGAGAGCAACAUCAGGAUCUUUGAGA
This is a messenger RNA of Drosophila grimshawi, 3632 nucleotides long. Its product is annotated as RNA polymerase II degradation factor 1. Bases 1 to 3609 code for a protein of 1202 amino acids. NCBI's taxonomy places the organism in Eukaryota, Metazoa, Arthropoda, Insecta, Diptera, Drosophilidae. The transcript has 6 exons. Gene Ontology annotation, molecular function: chitin binding. Gene Ontology annotation, cellular component: extracellular region. The record is from RefSeq and is a predicted model, not a curated record.